AUGGCUCUUUUCUACCAUGGACUUAACCAAACAGAACUUGCAUUACGGCACAUGUCUCAGGCAUUGCUCUUGCUAAGCUUGUCAUUAGGCCCAGAUCACCCUGAUGUCGCUGCAACUUUUAUAAAUGUUGCAACAAUGUACCAAGACAUUGGAAAUAUGAACACAGCUCUUUACAUUGGAAAUAUGAACACAGCUCUUCGUUAUCUACAAGAAGCUUUGAAAAAAAAAAAUAAAAGGCUUCUAGGUGAGGAACAUAUCCAAACUGCUAUAUGCUAUCAUGCUCUUGCCAUUGCAUUCAAUUGUGUGGGUGCCUUCAAGCUUUCUCACCAGCAUGAGAAGAAAACCUAUGAUAUACUUGUCAAACAACUUGGUGAGGAGGAUUCAAGGACACGGGACUCCCAAAACUGGAUGAAAACAUUUAAGAUGCGUGAGUUACAGAUGAAUGCACAAAAGCAAAAAGGCCAAGCUUUGAAUGCAGCUUCUGCUCAAAAAGCUAUUGAUAUUUUGAAGGCCCAUCCUGACUUAAUACAGGCAUUCCAAGCUACUACAACAGCUAGAGGGUCUGGGGGUUCAGGAACCUCUGUCAACAAAUCUCUUAAUGCUGCAAUAAUUGGUGACAAUCCUCCUCGAGGGAGGGGAGUUGAUGAAAGAGCUGCCCGUGCAGCAGCUGAAGUCAGAAAGAAAGCUGCAGCUAGGGGCCUCUUGAUACGUCCACAUGGCGUUCCGAUACAAGCUAUGCCACCACUUACUCAACUCCUCAAUAUUAUCAAUUCAAGUAUGACCCCUGAUGCGGCAGAAGGUGGGGGAAACUGAUGGAGUGAAGAAGGAAGCCAAUGGCCAUCCUUCAAAUGGCCCAGUGGAUUCCAAAAAUGAUGAAUUGACAUCAUGGCAAGAAGAUCAGGCUCCUGUUGGAUUGGGCACAGGCUUAGCAGCAUUGGAUGCCAAGAAACAAAAAGCAAAAGCCAAAGCUGCUGCUUGAAUUGUUGCACAGUUGAGAUUACGCUGAUCGGUAAGAAAACCCCUUAUUUAUUUAUGAGAAUUGGAAUGAUUUCCAAUAUGGCAUCAGAGUCUUUUGUUUUGUUGUUUGAGUGAUGAACAAUCCCGUUUAUCUGUGGAUCUCAGAAGCUAUAAAGGGUAUUGAGAUGUGCCCGUUGACUGACAGGUAUUCCUUUUCGUUUUAACCAAUAAUCAGGGUCAUUUACUCCGGAGAUCAUGCCAACCAAUAGAUUAAAUAUAUUCUUCUAUGUAUUGACUGAAGAAUGAACUUGUCAGUUUUCCUAUCUUUUGAUUUUUAAUUAAAUUUUGAGCAAUUUUG
Messenger RNA from Quercus lobata, 1315 nucleotides. RefSeq names its product clustered mitochondria protein-like. The transcript is spliced from 5 exons. The coding region runs from base 1 to 813 and encodes 270 amino acids. Lineage: Eukaryota; Viridiplantae; Streptophyta; Magnoliopsida; Fagales; Fagaceae. Gene Ontology annotation, cellular component: cytoplasm. The record is from RefSeq and is a predicted model, not a curated record. Gene Ontology annotation, biological process: organelle organization. Gene Ontology annotation, molecular function: protein binding.